Molecule: messenger RNA, 1128 nt
Organism: Neltuma alba
Lineage: Eukaryota; Viridiplantae; Streptophyta; Magnoliopsida; Fabales; Fabaceae
Product: vesicle-associated membrane protein 714
Exons: 4
Coding region: 90-752 (220 amino acids)
Biological process (GO): vesicle-mediated transport
Cellular component (GO): membrane
Source: RefSeq, a predicted model, not a curated record
CCAAUCAUGUCCUUCUCCUCUCGUGAUGCGGCUUCGAAGAUCUAACUAGAAAGGGAGAAGGAAAAGCUCUCUCAGGCCGCCAAUUCCCGAUGGCGAUUCUUUACGCUUUGGUGGCGAGAGGCACGGUGGUGCUGGCGGAAUUCAGCGCCGUCACCGGCAAUACAGGCGCUGUGGCUCGCCGGAUCCUGGAGAAGCUUCCGGCUGAGGUCGAUUCUAGGCUGUGCUUCUCUCAGGAUCGUUAUAUUUUUCACAUACUGCGAUCCGAUGGCCUAACCUACCUCUGUAUGGCCAACGACACCUUUGGAAGGAGGAUUCCUUUUGCUUACUUGGAAGAUAUUCAAAUGAGGUUUAUGAAGAAUUACAGCAGAGUGGCCCUUUAUGCACCAGCUUAUGCAAUGAAUGAUGAGUUUUCAAGGGUUUUACAUCAGCAAAUGGAAUUUUUCUCAAGUAGUUCUAAUGCAGAUACUCUCAACCGAAUGAGGAGCGAAGUUGGUGAGAUUCGAACUAUCAUGGUGGAAAAUAUUGAGAAAAUAUUGGAGAGAGGUGACCGGAUUGAGCUUCUUGUGGAUAAGACGGCAACAAUGCAAGACAGUUCGUUUCACUUUAGGAAACAGUCUAAGCGCCUCCGAAGAGCUCUUUGGAUGAAAAAUGCCAAGCUCUUGGCAUUGUUGACAUUCUUGAUUGUUCUGUUUCUUUACUUCAUCAUUGCUGCUGCUUGUGGAGGCAUCACCUUACCGUCCUGCAGAUCUUGAUUAGACACUCUUGCUGUUUAAUGUUUCUGAGGCUUGCAACUAUCAAAGGUUUUUCAUGCCAAUAUAUAUUGGAGAAAGAUUCAAGCUACCUGGUUCAAUUUAUGAGUUGAGCGAGUCAAAGUGACAUCCAUCUGCAAGGAUCCAGAAAAAGUUAUAACUUAUAUAUAUAUAUAUAUAUAUAUAUAUAUUGCUUUCGUCAUUUUUGGCACAGUAUCACAAAUGCAUGCCGAAGUCUGAUUAGUUACUCGUCUGUGAUCAAGGGGCAUCCCGCUGUAAAUGUCUGGACUCUGGAUUCUUUACAUUUUGCUUUACCAUGUAUGCUAAAAUAAUUUUUCUUCGUUAAUUUCAUGGAGUGUGAUUGGAUAGGCUAUGGCCA